This is a messenger RNA of Amphiprion ocellaris (clown anemonefish), 4318 nucleotides long. It is a transcript of the gene ehmt2, whose product is annotated as euchromatic histone-lysine N-methyltransferase 2. NCBI's taxonomy places the organism in Eukaryota, Metazoa, Chordata, Actinopteri, Pomacentridae. The record is from RefSeq and is a predicted model, not a curated record. Bases 16 to 3690 code for a protein of 1224 amino acids. Gene Ontology annotation, cellular component: nucleus. The transcript is spliced from 28 exons. Gene Ontology annotation, molecular function: zinc ion binding; histone methyltransferase activity; protein-lysine N-methyltransferase activity.
GCGGUGCUCAAAUCAAUGGACGCAGAGGGGCGGGGCUCCGGCCGUGACGCAGGCACGUUCGGCUACGUCGACGUUCGCCUGGGAAACAUGUCGGCGUCUGAGACAACGACAAAGGAGCGUUCUGAAAAAGAUGACUCAAAAGAGUCGUUAGUUGGACCAAGUCAAGAAAAGAAAGAUCAUGCAGCGUCCACCGUGUCUGCUGCUGCUGCUGAAUACACAGAGCCUGUAGGAACGCCGUCGACGUCGUUGUCUCAGCAGCCUGGACAGGAUGGAGAGAAAAAGUCUUCUGCCUCGUCCACACCGAACAAAACCGCUGCAGGACACUCAGCGAAGUCGCUCUCAUCAGCGUCCUCCUCUGCGUUGUCUUCCUCUCCUUCCACGUCUUCAACGUUGUCUCCUGGCCGCGCAAAGAUGAGCGUCUCUGGGCCCGGCAGCAGUAAAUCUGUCCUGCCUCCUGCACCUUCAUCCUCCUCUUCCUCCUCUGCUACGGCUUCUUCUUUUUCUCCGUCUGUUUCCCCAGCGACGCCCAAAAUUCACCGAGCCCGCAAGACCAUGAGCAGGCCGCCGCCGGCACAGAUGAGUCACGUUGAGGCUCCUAUUGCUUCAGGAUCCUCCACCUUCCUGUCCUCUGACUCUGAAACAGCUGCAAAAAGGAAGAAACUGGGCCACCUAUCAGACGGCACACCUGAGAAGUCCGAAAACGUUCCAGACAACGCUCAGAAUGUGGAUGGAAAAUUGUUCCAUAAAAAGGCGGAGCCUGUUGCCAAAACCUCGUCACUGAAGAGCAACAGCUUUGUGGGGGAAGCAGACGAGAAAAUUCCCUUUUCUAGUCCAUCCACGCGAGAUUCAGACAAGUUUGAAACUGGUGGAGGAGAAGGAAGGCAGAGAGCUAAAGACUUAGAGGGGUCACUUAACAUGUCAGAUCAUAGUUUGGAGUCAGAAAUGCAGAGAGCCGUCCACAGUCGAAACGAGAGCGAGGAGUCUUCAUGGCCGCCGUCGGAUCAGGACAAAGAGAGAAACGCAGCAGAUGUGGUGGAAACGGUGGGAGGACAGCCUGCAGAAUACACGGAGGUUCCUUUGGGUGCUUUGGACAUCGCUGCUGCUGACAGUCUGACACUUUCUCCUCAUGAAGGCAGCGAUGCCGGAGACACUGAGCGUCUGGAGGAGCUUCCUCUGUGCAGCUGCAGGAUGGAGGCUCCUCGGGUGGACAGCAGCAGCCAGAGAACCAGCCGCCAGUGCAUGGCCACGGAGAGCAUCAACGGAGAGCUUCGGGCUUGCACCAACCGGACCCCUAAAGGUGAAACCAUGCGUCCGUCCAGUCGGGUUCCCCUCAUGAUUCUCUGUGACGUCCAUCGAUCACACAUGGUCAAACACCACUGCUGUCCUGGUUGUGGAUACUUCUGCAUAGCGGGCACGUUUCUUGAGUGCUGUCCGGACCAACGCAUCGCUCACCGUUUCCACCGGGGUUGUGUGACCGUUUUGGGCGGUGGUCGCAGCAGAGCGAACGGCGGCGGUCUGCUUUUCUGCCCUCACUGCGGCGAAGACGCCUCUGAGGCCCAGGAGGUCACCAUCGCCUCCUUCAGCUCAGCCACGGCAUCUGCAACCACCGUGGUCACCAUGUCGGCCUCCUCCACCACCACCCCGUCUCUGCCGCCGUCUGUCCCCAUGGCGCCCUCCUUCACUGCCUCCACCGGGGGCAUGAAGGACGGGAAGAUGCCCGAGAGACCUGUGAGCGCUCGGAUGCGUAGCCACGGUUUGGUGAAGCUGACCGUGGAGCAGCAGCAGCCUCCUCAGCCGGUAGCUACAGCAGCGACAGCCGCCGCCGUUCCCCCAGCAGAGGAGGGAGUGGACAGCGUGGGGCCGUCGCUCUGCAUGCCAAACGGGAAACCCAUCAGUCCCAGUGCACUUCCACCUGGUCCCAGCAGGGCGGCGCUGCAGAAAGCCAUCCUCACACAGGACACAGAAAGGAGGAAGAAGCUGAGGUUCCACCCUCGCCAGCUCUACCCCGCUGCCAAGCAAGGAGAGGUGCAGAGAGUUCUGCUCAUGCUCAUGGAGGGAAUAGAUCCGACAUAUCAGCCUGACUCACAGAAUAGACGCUCUGCUCUUCAUGCUGCGGCUCAGAGAGGUCUGCUGGAGGUCUGCUACAUGCUGGUGCAGGCUGGUGCUCAGGUGGACGCCCAGGACAAAGACAUGAGGACUCCUCUGCUGGAAGCCAUCAUCAACAAUCACAUAGAGGUGGCUCGCUACCUGAUCCAGAACGGAGCCUGCGUCUAUCACAUCGAGGAGGAUGGAUACACCGGCCUCCACCACGCAGCCAAGCUGGGAAACCUGGAAAUCGUUGGCAUGCUUCUGGAGACGGGGCAGGUUGAUGUGAACGCACAGGACAGCGGUGGCUGGACGCCAAUCAUCUGGGCUGCAGAGCACAAGCAUGUCGAUGUGAUUAAAUCUCUGCUGAACAGAGGAGCUGAUGUCAGCAUCAACGAUAAGUCCCGUCUCUCCCAUCAGGAGCUGAAUGUGUGUCUCCACUGGGCGGCAUACGCUGGUAACGUUGACAUAGCAGAGCUGGUGUUGAACGCCGGCUGUUCCCUGGCCUCGGUUAACGUUCACGGAGACACGCCGCUCCACAUCGCUGCCAGAGAGGGCUACCUGGACUGUGUUACGUUGUUCCUGUCUAGAGGUGCAGAUAUAGACGUCAUGAACAGGGAGGGCGACACUCCUCUCACUUUAGCACGAGCCGACACGCCGGUGUGGGUGUCGCUGCAGAUCAACAGGAAGCUGCGAAGGGGGAUAACCAAUCGAAUGCUUCGUACAGAAAGAAUCAUCUGCAGCGACAUCGCGCAGGGCUACGAGAAUGUACCGAUUCCCUGCGUGAAUGCGGUGGAUGACGAGGGUUGUCCUUCAGACUACAAAUAUGUGUCAGAAAACUGUGAGACUUCAGCGAUGAACAUAGACCGUAACAUCACACAUUUACAGCACUGUAGCUGCACUGACGACUGCUCAUCCAGUAACUGCCUCUGUGGACAGCUCAGCAUCCGCUGCUGGUAUGACAAGGACCAGCGGCUGCUACAGGAGUUCAAUAAAAUCGAACCUCCGCUUAUAUUUGAAUGCAACAUGGCCUGUUCUUGUUAUCGAACGUGCAAAAACCGGGUGGUUCAGGCCGGCAUCAAAGUUCGUCUGCAGCUCUACAGGACGGAGAAGAUGGGCUGGGGGGUUCGAGCUCUGCAGGACAUUCCUCAGGGAAGCUUCAUCUGCGAAUAUGUUGGGGAGUUGAUCUCGGAUGCAGAAGCAGAUGUUAGAGAAGACGACUCCUACCUGUUUGACCUGGACAACAAGGAUGGCGAGGUGUAUUGCAUCGACGCCCGUUACUACGGCAACAUCAGUCGCUUCAUCAACCACCUGUGCGACCCGAACCUGAUCCCGGUCCGUGUGUUCAUGCUGCACCAGGACCUGAGGUUCCCUCGGAUUGCCUUCUUCAGCUCCAGAGACAUCCUCAGCGGACAAGAGCUCGGAUUCGACUAUGGGGACCGGUUUUGGGACAUUAAGAGCAAGUAUUUCACCUGUCAGUGCGGAUCAGAGAAGUGCAAGCACUCGGCUGAGGCCAUCGCCCUGGAGCAGAGCAGGCUGGCUCGGCUGGAGGCCUGCCCAGAAUCGGGAGCCGACUGUGGGAUGACCAUGAUAGGAAACUCUUAAAACACCCGUGAGGCCUUUGGAUGAACCUCUUCAGUUUUACAUGUGCAGACUAGCAAACAUGCCACAGAGGGGUUUGUCAUUCAGUUUGUGCUGUACGGUGCUGUUUUUUUCUACUUGAAAUGUCAUUUCUUUUUCCAAAAACUGUCAGCCAAUUUGUCACUUUAUCAUUUCCACUGUAGAGCAGGACACGGGCCUUAAUGCUUUUUAAAGAGUUGGUGUUUGGGGGGAGAACAGGAGGUCUUUGGAUUCCAUAUAUGCAGUAAUUUCACUGUAUUAGAUCAUAUACUUUCACCUUCACACAUAAACUUUGUGUAUUAGGACCUCCUGUCUUCACUGCCAUCGUAUACCAGUCAUACAUUAUUUUUAUAUAUAUAUAUAUAUAUAUAUAUAUAUAUAUAUAUAUAUAUAUAUAUAUAUAUAUAUAUACAUACAUACUUUUUCUGUUGUGCCAACAAACUCAUUGACAUAGGACAGUAAUGGGUCAGACCUUCUCCCAUGCUGGACUCCAUGAGGACCUGAGGGAUAGCAUUGUUUUUUUGUAUGAUUGUUUUAGCUUUAUUUUCCUUAUUUUUUUAUACAUAUCAUUUUCUCUGUCCUAUGUAGUGUAAUAAAAUAACUCAUGAGUUGA